GGGGAAUCCCCUUCCCACAAUGCAUCUGUUUGUUUGUGAGUUUGAAAACAGGUGGUUGGCAGAAACAUGAAAUGGAUAGAAAGCCCGGUCAUUUAACUAAAAAGGUUCCAGAUGUUGCCAAAACCCUAAUAUGGGUCAAGAUUGUAGGAAUAGGUAAUGCUGGGAUUGGGAAGACAUGUAUUAUUAAGAAUUUCUGUGAGAGCAAGUUUAACUCAGGUUAUCAGCCAACUGUAGGAGUGGAUUAUGGAUUCAAAAUCCAGUCAAUACAAGGUGUAGAUUUACGUGUCCACCUGUGGGAUCUGUCAGGUAACCAGGAAUACACAGACGUGAGGAAUGAACUGUAUGGGGACACUGAUGCAGUGUUUUUAGCCUAUGAUGUCACCAAUGAGGCAUCCUAUGAGGCAUUAGAUGGCUGGCUCAAAGAAUGGAACAAAUAUGGUCCACAGACAGCAGAAGUAACGUUAGUGGGAAACAAGACUGAUUUGAAACCGAAAAGAGUUGUUUCAAUGGCAGAUGGAAAGAAAUGGGCAAAUGCACACAAAUUCAAUUAUUACGAGACAUCAGCUUCCACAGGUGAAGGAGUUGAGAAGAUGUUUCAUGAUUUGUUAGUGACUGUUAUGAAGAAAAGAAAGCUGUUGCCAAAAGACUAACUGGUAAACGGAGCAAGUCAGUCUGUAAAUAAGGGUUGUUGUGCAGUACAUGUGUGUAAAUAUUGUGGUAAACAAUGAAGUAUCUAUCUAUAUUGAAGAUAUGCAUUAUGGCAUCUACUUGCUGCCCAAAUGUUAUGAAGGUUAUGUCCUACACAUGCAAUUUAAUAAGGAAGUGGACAUCAUAACUGUUUACAUUUACAGAGACAGGGUCUAGAAACAGAGAACAGGAUCAGAUUUCAAUUAUAUGAAAAAGGAAUUUCAGACUAUUAUUCAGAAGUGAUCUGUGAUAUUUUUGUCAAGUAGUUUUCAUCAGUAUAUAAAGCUCACCAACUAGUAUUGGCACACCACGUAACUAGUAUUGGCACACUAUUUUACAAAUGUGUCCAUGUUUUGAUACAUUUAUUUUCAUAUUACAUUUAUUUGUAAGCUUGUAGAGACUAGUAUGAAACUUUUAAACAUUUUUUAUCUUAAUUUCUCCUCUAACAUGGUAUAGGGGGGUUAAUUGCAUUUUUCUAGCAGUCUGUGAUAUGUAAAUACAAUUACUAGUACUUA
This is a messenger RNA of Lingula anatina, 1202 nucleotides long. RefSeq names its product dnaJ homolog subfamily C member 27. The record is from RefSeq and is a predicted model, not a curated record. Gene Ontology annotation, molecular function: GTP binding; GTPase activity. NCBI's taxonomy places the organism in Eukaryota, Metazoa, Brachiopoda, Lingulata, Lingulida, Lingulidae.